AUGGAGGUUGGAAACCACACCAGUGUGACGCAGUUCAUCAUUUUGGGGUUAACAGAUGAUCCUACACUUAGUGUCAUCUUCUUUGUGAUAUUUCUAGGAAUAUAUGUUGUCACCAUAGUAGGCAAUAUCAGUAUAAUCACUGUAAUAAGAAGCUGCUCCAGGCUUCACACCCCAAUGUACUUCUUCCUCAGCCAUUUGGCUUUUGUGGACAUUGGUUGUUCCACAUCAAUCACACCUUUAAUGCUUGUAGGACUCUUUGGCCAUAAAACAGUCCUCCCUGUCACUGGCUGUGAAGCCCAGCUCUAUUCUGGGGUUACAUGUGGGACAGCUGAGUGCUUCCUGCUGGCUGCCAUGGCCUAUGAUCGUUAUGUGGCCAUCUGCUCACCACUGCUCUACUCCAUCCACAUGUCCCCCAGAAUCUGCAUUCUCUUAGUGGGGAUGUCCUACUUGGGCGGAUUUGUGAAUGCUUGGACAUUUACUGGCUGUUUAAUGAGUCUGUCUUUCUGUGGACCAAAUCAGGUAGAUCACUUUUUCUGUGAUUUCUCCCCUUUGUUGAAACUGUCCUGCUCGGAUAUCUCCAUUAUUGAAAUCAUCCCUUCCAUCUCUUCUGGAUCCAUCAUUGUGGUCACAAUGUUUGUCAUAUCUCUCUCUUACAUCUGCAUCCUCAUCACAGUCCUGAAGAUGCGCUCCGCUGAAGGGAGACACAAAGCCUUCUCCACCUGCACCUCCCACCUCACUGCCGUUACUCUCUACUAUGGGACGAUCACCUUCAUUUAUGUGAUGCCCAAAUCUAGCUACUCAACUGACCAGAACAGAGUGGUAUCUCUGUUCUACACAGUGGUGAUCCCCAUGUUGAACCCUCUCAUCUACAGUCUGAGGAACAGAGAUGUGAAGGAGGCCCUGAGAAAGGCAACUGUCAGAUUACAUUUGUAG
Pteropus alecto (black flying fox) is the source of this 933-nucleotide messenger RNA. Its product is annotated as olfactory receptor 491. The record is from RefSeq and is a predicted model, not a curated record. Gene Ontology annotation, molecular function: G protein-coupled receptor activity; olfactory receptor activity; odorant binding. Gene Ontology annotation, biological process: sensory perception of smell; G protein-coupled receptor signaling pathway. The coding region runs from base 1 to 933 and encodes 310 amino acids. Gene Ontology annotation, cellular component: membrane. The transcript has a single exon. Lineage: Eukaryota; Metazoa; Chordata; Mammalia; Chiroptera; Pteropodidae.